Molecule: messenger RNA, 501 nt
Organism: Plodia interpunctella (Indianmeal moth)
Lineage: Eukaryota; Metazoa; Arthropoda; Insecta; Lepidoptera; Pyralidae
Gene: Defensin
Exons: 2
Coding region: 101-418 (105 amino acids)
Biological process (GO): defense response
Source: RefSeq, a predicted model, not a curated record
AAUCAUUGCAAAAGCAGUUAUACUUUUGACUUCGUUUGUAGCAGUAGACCCCUGGAUCUCUUUGAAUUAGAAAGAUAAUAAACAAAGGAUUGCUUUUAAAAUGGCUGUUAAAGGAACUCUGAUAAUAAUGUUAGUUGUAAUCAUGUUUAUAUCACAAAAUGUAUCUGGUUUUCCUAGAGAUGAUACUUUUGUGGCCAUUGAAGAUGUGCAAGGAAAUGAAAACUCGUCGCCAAAAAUAAAAUUGGAUGUAUCUGCACAUGACACUUCCAGUACUGAAAUUCCAUCACAGGGAAUCCAUCGUGUGGCGUGUGACAACCAGGAUGAAGAACCCAUUGAGGAUUUUAUGUGCCAAGAACACUGUUUGCCCAAAGGAUACUCUUAUGGACUUUGUGUUAGCAAAACGUGCACUUGCGUAUAAAAUUGUUAGUCUAGUAAUAAAGGUAAAAUGAUUUUUUAAGUAUAAUUUAAGGAGACUGGUUGAAAAUAAAUAAGUUGGUAUAA